Molecule: messenger RNA, 433 nt
Organism: Neurospora tetraspora
Lineage: Eukaryota; Fungi; Ascomycota; Sordariomycetes; Sordariales; Sordariaceae
Exons: 1
Coding region: 87-380 (97 amino acids)
Source: RefSeq, a predicted model, not a curated record
UCUCCACCCUCCCCGCCGCCGCCACUCGCUCCGCUUUCACCAGCGCCUUCGACACCCUCUACAAUGAUUCCCCCUACCUCAACGGGAUGACCUGCGUGGCGCUGGCCAGUGGAAUUGCCAAGCACGUCCUGCGAGGCAAGUACGUCGAUGUUGGCCAGGAUUUGGAAGACAUACUUGCCCAGGCUGAGGCGAUCAAUCAGGAUGAGAAUCUGUACUCGUUGCAUACCAGUUUUUUGGGUGGGUUGGGGAAUGGGGGGACUGGGGCUGGGGCUGGGAGUGCGGGGAUGAAAGAAGGGGAGGAGGGUGUCAAGAGAAGGGAAAGAGCGGAUGGAGGGAAGGCAGGAGGUGUUUCAGUUUCCUGUUUUGAUGUGCGACAGUGAGUAUUGUCACAGGUUCUGGUGACAUGUGUUAUACAUAUAGUGCGUGCAAAUUG